Molecule: messenger RNA, 359 nt
Organism: Loa loa (African eye worm)
Lineage: Eukaryota; Metazoa; Nematoda; Chromadorea; Rhabditida; Onchocercidae
Exons: 3
Source: RefSeq, a predicted model, not a curated record
AGAUGGAGUUGUUCGUUGGAACAUUCCGCGCAAAAACGGGCAGAUAGAUGUGUCUCUGGAGACCCACCAAAAGAACAAAGAAAGGAUAUCGGUGAAAAUAUCUAUGAUUUCUGGUCUUCAGCAGGUGUUGAAGCUCUAAGAAGAUAUGCUGGUACAAAAGCCGGUGAAAGUUGGUGGUCAGAACUUCCGAAACGAUACGGAUCUAAUCCUUCAAAUAAUUUGACUGCUCAAGUUUCCAGACAAGAUGUUUUGCAUUUCACACAGAUGGCUUGGGGUAAAACGUACAAAAUUGGCUGUGGUAUUGCUACAAAGUGCAAUGGUGGCAGGAAACUGAUGGUCGUUUGCCAUUAUCGGCCAGC